CCACGUGAUUACAUUUGCGUUGUCAUGGCAACCACAACGGCGUUGCAUGAAACAGCGUUAGUGCCUGGACCAGCGACAGCAAGUUAGCGGCUGCACUGUAUAAUGAACUUCCUUUAGCUUGAAUGCGAGUUUCUCGCUAAUUUUAUGCGCAUGGAAGACGACAUAGAUGCUCUUCUAGACGAUGUCGAAUCAAAGUACUGUGAACAGAUAUGCCAAAGAGCAUCUGCGCCAACAGCUGGGUACGUGCAUGCAGCUUCUUUCGCUAAAUAAUGUGCAUCACGAUCAGCUAUUGGUUUUCAGAACAUCUUCUGAUGAUAGCAUUGAAGAAGCUAUAAAUGAAAUAUGCAGAGUUCCAGAGUUAAACGUUCCUAACAGUGAUCUCGCCGACAGUAAGCUAUUCGGUCGCAGAAAUAUCCAGUGUUAUGUGGUCUACCUUGGCGGCACAGAUGUGGUCUUUGGCGUGUCGACCAGUGCAUCAAGAAGGGCUUGCAGCCAUAUUCAUUGCUGCAAGUGCGAUUUCCAAGUUGCUGUAUUCGAAGAUUAUGCCUGGGAUGAAACAGCAGACUACCUGUUCUUCAGAAACAGCGUUCCGGAUGCAAGCAAACUUCGCUCAAGGCUUUUCCGGAAGCUUGGUUGGCGGGCCUAUUGCUGUCAGUGCCAUUGGCGCUCUGUAGCAGCACUUGCAUCUGCGCAACAAGAGAGGCUGCCUUGGAUGUGUGCUCGUCAUUAGGGGAAACCCAUACAAUAUGUUGCAGGGGAGAUAUGCGCUACUGCAGUUGCCUAGGGCGCAGGACAGGGGUAAUUAGAGAUCGCAGGGAGAGGCCUUCGUCCUGCAGUGGACAUAAAAUAGGCUGAUGAUGAUAACAGCUGCAUAGAGUUGGUGAUUCGUUUGUAAACUUUUGUGGCCAAGGUUCACUCGCACUUUGGUUAUGCAUGCCCUUUGUAUCUAAGGUGGGGUGAUGUACGAUUCUAGUUACUGUGACACGCAAGCCAUCCUGCUAUGUCUCUAAAUGCGAGUACAGAUGAAGCGUCACUAGUAUUGAGAGGCAGUUCCUCGGCAUAUGAACCAGAGAUAUUAAAUUGAGGCUGGCAUUGCCAAAAACAGACGAACAAAUCAAUAUCUUUAGUGCCAGCAGUUCAUAUUUUCCUUAAUACUAUUAGUGCAUUAAAGAAACAACCUGAAACAGUCAUGCAUUUGAGUAAUCAUUUCCAUUAUUUUAGAGAACCAAAAUUAAUUAAAAUGUUGUAAAUGUUUCAGAAACUUCACUUCAGUAAAUAUAGCAAUAAUGAACCACUAUUCUGCAAAACCGAGUGUUCUACUCUCUUCCAAGUGUUUCUACAUUGACCCUGCUUUACUCUCCACUCAAACAGAGCAUUUUUCUCGGGAUAGAUUUUUUUUUUUAAUGUUCAGCUUUGCAGGGUGCCACACAGCAGUAAACCAUUUUUAAUGUGAAGCUUCGUUUGUGAACUCUUCUGGACUUUGCUUACCAUGGCUGGUGUUGCUGUCUUGCCAAAUAGCUCACACACAGAAAAUAGAUGUGUGGCUGAUGUUGAGAUUGAAGUGGGGUUAUCCCGGCACAACAGCCUGAUGCUCUGACCAUUAGGCCCCAAUCGCAUGCAUACGUCUUUUGUGCCAACAUAUAAACUAGCUUUCUUGAAAUGUGUGCAUCACACCGCAUAGCACAUAUACACCAAUUUACAUUACAGAUACAAAAGUUAAACUGGCAGAUAAUGGCCAACCUUACCACUCUCUUUUGCACUGUACUUAUCUCUACAUGCACUUCCUCUUACCGUUCUCUUGACAAACAUCACCUUUGUGGCAUCACUGCUUUGACAUUUCACAGUGUGUAUUCACAUUAACUGAUACUACCAUCUGGCAGUGGACAAAUAGAAUACAACCAUGUUUAGAGGACAGCCUUCGCUGACAACCUAAAGACCAUCCACCAAAACAGAGCCCAGGGUGCUGCAUAUAAAAUUCAAUGCACAGAUUGUAGUCACAUAUAUUGGUGAAACAAAUAACCUGGUGAAAGAAUCUGGCAAUUGAAUCUUUGCAAGGGAAUGCAGUGUUGUGGCCAAACAAUUCGAAGGUACAGACCACAGAAUCUGUUACGAUGAAACAAUCGUACUUGAAACUGAAAAAAAAAGGGGGGAAAAAUACCCAGAAAUGGCUUUUAUUGCAAUACUGGCACGUAAAGAGCAUUCCCAAUAAUAUUAAAUGCUAAAGGGCAAUCUUCUGACUAGGUACAUCCAAGCUCUACAGUCCUAGUCAAGGAGGAGAGAGACUGUUCUAUGACAGAAGCCUCCAUAUUGCUGUCAUCACUUUGAAGGAGGAGCCAAAUUGGCUUUGAGACAUUGGUUAAUAACUGAACCAGACAGUUCACAUGCCUAUAUUACCGUGGUCUCCGGUGGUGUGCAAUCCUAACCUUAGAUGACACUUCGCACAAGGGGAGCAAAUCAAAACCAUUCAACAAAUCCUGGCAUGAAGAGACUGCGUUCGCAUGCACAAGGAUGCAAGUUUGCAGGGCCCAAUGCUGGUUUCCUGUGUGCACACUCGGGAGUCUUUUUUUCGAGAAAAGAGCUAUGCUGCGAGGCAAAACGUCUGUUUGUUCAUCUCUAUUCUGAGCAUCUAUGUUACAGAUGGCAGCUAGUCAAGCCAAGCUGAACAGAGAUUAGUUUAUUGUUCAUGAAUGGCUUAUACGAAUAUGUCAUUAAGAACACAGGAAGUACAAACAUAUUUUUAUCAAUACGAGCUUUUGGAGGAACAUGCAUUUCAAUGUGGAAAACCUGCAAAACAUGAGGCAAGAGAUCUGGAUUCGAAAUUUUUAAAGAAAACGAACUGUACAGUCACCAAGUGAACUCUAGCAGUUAAGAGCUGUCUGCCAUUUAAUGUGACGUAGUAGAAACAGUUACUUUCAAAGAUUCACAUAAAGACGUGAAACCUCCCACAGGGGCCCAUUUAUCAACAAGGGACUGGCUGCAAGGAACACAUAGGAGUGUUGUGCACAGUCAAGAAUGUUGCUGCUUUAGUUUUUUCAUGUGCUACUUUCUUUCAAUGCUCAAUAUUUCAAACACAGCCACAAGCACUUCCCACUGCAUUUGCCAUUAAGACAAAUUGUCAAGCAAGUUGCCCUUAGCCCGAGUCUCCAAAACAAGUGCACUCAUGAGAAGCCAACAAACAAAGACACCAAGGAAAACAUAGGGGAAACCACUUGUACUUACUGAAUUAAAGAAAUGAUAAAUUAAUGACAAUGAAAGUGGAUGAAAAAACAACUUGCUGCAGAUUCACUUUCAUUGUCAUUAAUUUAUAAUUUCUUUAAUUGAAUUAGUAAGUAAAGUAAUUUCCCCUAUGUCUUCCUUGGCAUCUUUGUUGGCUUCUCAUGAUUAAUAAAAAUCGGGCCCCUCGGUUAACCCCCUUUCUUCUCGUUCAAAACAAGUGCAAGACAUACUGGAGGUAAUAUUAAUAUUUCACAUGGACACAUAUAUGGCCUCAGAUAGACGGGGUUUUACCCUUCUACGGCCCUCCUAUGUAUACCUCACCACAUUAGCAGAGCUGUAGCCAAGGUUUUGCCAAUAAAAAGUAUGCCAAGAGGGGGAAAAACAUUGCUGCUUUAACCCUUUCACAGGUGAAUUUUUUGCACAUGGCACGUAAGUCUACUUACUAGUACAGUUUUUAGACAAGGCAUGGUAACGAAAGUUCCUGCAAAAAUGAAUUUUCAUUCAAGUAAAUUUCUGGAAAUAUUCCACUGCCCAAUAAGGGCACAGUAGAAAGAAAAAAUAUUUUCACAUUGCUAAAAUAACAGAACACUUGGUAUGCCUUUCUAUUGCUCAGAAAGCAAAAAAAUUCUCCAUGUCUGUUUCUCUGCUGACGUGCUGCAGUGCUGGCACAUAUUCAGAGCAAAAAGGGCUCACUGCAAAUCCUAAAUAAAGGAUGCUUUUUUGAUGCUAAGAAAAUUAUUUCAAAGCUUUCACAUGCCUUCUCAAGGUGCAACUCGUAUAAAAUGAUCAAGUAGACAGCAUCGCUGAAAUCAAUGAAUGGGAAACACUGUAGAUCCACUUUAAUGGCAACACGGGGCACAGCUUUUUCUUUUACAAUGUUUCUGUAAGAUGGCAACACGUUUCUGUGGUGGAAAUAAUGCUUCACAUGGCCUUGCUACACACCUAUAGCAGGUGAGUGAUGUGCUUGAUGUCGCCAAUGAAAGGGUUGAGUGGAAGCUCACAGAAGACGCAUAUUACAUUGCUGCAGUGAGACAUUAGCCUGUCACCAGUUUGGGCGACAUGCUCUGGCAGUUUGUGGUGCUGCCUGAGCAGGACCAACCACUGUACUGAAAAUGUAGAAGUAGGAAGGGUGAUUAUCACCUACCAUAACGAUCCCAAUUCAUUUUGGGCAGCUAUAUCUAAUUUUCAUUGUGUACUUGUGGUUGCCACCAUUCAAAAUGAAAACUGGUAAAAACUUUUGCAUACAGUUGAGGAAAGCUCAAAAUUUCUAAAGAUAAAUAAUUGUGGGGUUUUACGUGCCAAAACCACUUUCUGAUUAUGAGGCACGCCGUAGUGGAGGACCCCAGAAAUUUCAACCACCUGGGGUUCUUUAACGUGCACCUAAAUUUAAGUACACGGGUGUUUUCACAUUUCUCCCCCAUCGAAAUGCGGCCGCCGUGGCCGGGAUUCGAUCCCGCAACCUCGUGCUCAGCAGCCCAACACCAAAGACAAAACACACACGCACACACACACACACACUAAGAAAAUGUCGGGCUGGUUGGUGGAGCACCAACAUGAAAUUUCUCAUUUUUUUGCUAUGAAGUUAACCUCGAAAGCCUAGAAAAUAUACUGGCAAACCUCGGAGUUCCCCAAUUAGUUUACAAUAGCUUUCCUACAAACCAGUUUCGGUUUCAAUUCCAAGGAGGUGUAUGUCGACACAGAGGGCGCUCACAUGGGAGUAGAGCAUUACGUUUGAGCCCUCGCUCCAGCUUACUCGUUUGUCUGCUGUGCUGCUACAUUGGUCCACACAAUGAGUAGCAGCAUAGCAGACGAACAAGUGAGCCAAUAUGAACAUUCACAUCCUCCAACAAGCUAAAAUGUUUACAUCUGUGGCU
Molecule: messenger RNA, 5090 nt
Organism: Dermacentor albipictus
Lineage: Eukaryota; Metazoa; Arthropoda; Arachnida; Ixodida; Ixodidae
Product: cilia- and flagella-associated protein 418-like
Cellular component (GO): cytosol
Source: RefSeq, a predicted model, not a curated record